Molecule: messenger RNA, 2189 nt
Organism: Homo sapiens (human)
Lineage: Eukaryota; Metazoa; Chordata; Mammalia; Primates; Hominidae
Gene: FLAD1
Product: flavin adenine dinucleotide synthetase 1
Exons: 7
Coding region: 352-2115 (587 amino acids)
Biological process (GO): FAD biosynthetic process
Cellular component (GO): nucleus; cytoplasm; cytosol
Molecular function (GO): FMN adenylyltransferase activity; catalytic activity; FAD diphosphatase activity
Source: RefSeq, marked reviewed
GGGACAUGAGGAAAGGAACAAGGGAAAGAGCCGGUGAAGGGGCAGAACAGGCAGGUGAGAGUCUAAGAGGGCUCAGUAAUCUGAAGCUUGGUGGGAAGAAGGGAUUCUGGGCUAGAAAGGGUGCAGAAGCCUGAAGUAGAAAGAGACGGGAUUUUGGUCCGGGGUGGAGAGCGAAUGCAUUGAAAAGGGCCAAGGCCCAGGAUAAGGUAGACAUUUAAAGGGGUACGGAUGCCCAAGGUAGAGCAGACACUUGAGGAGACCAGCUCAGCAAACGGAAGACACUUAAAGUGGUAGGUUCUCAAGAGAGAAGAAGUUUUUAAGACUAGAGCUAAGCAAGACAUUUAAAAGGACAUGGGUUGGGAUUUGGGAACACGUUUAUUCCAGAGGCAGGAACAAAGGAGUCGCUUGUCAAGGAUCUGGUUAGAGAAGACUAGGGUCUUCCUCGAAGGAAGCACGCGCACGCCUGCUCUCCCCCAUUGUCUUUUCUGGCUUCUCCAGGUUCCCUCGACCCAGGACCCCCUGUUCCCAGGCUAUGGCCCCCAGUGCCCUGUAGACCUGGCAGGCCCCCCGUGCUUGCGACCCCUAUUUGGGGGUCUGGGUGGCUACUGGAGGGCCUUGCAGAGGGGCAGAGAAGGCAGGACCAUGACAUCUAGGGCCUCUGAACUUUCUCCGGGGCGCAGCGUGACGGCUGGCAUCAUCAUUGUUGGAGAUGAGAUCCUUAAGGGACACACUCAGGACACCAACACCUUCUUUCUGUGCCGGACACUGCGCUCCCUAGGGGUCCAGGUUUGCCGAGUCUCAGUUGUACCUGAUGAGGUAGCCACCAUUGCAGCUGAGGUCACUUCUUUCUCCAACCGCUUCACCCAUGUCCUCACAGCAGGGGGCAUCGGCCCCACUCAUGAUGAUGUGACCUUUGAGGCAGUGGCACAGGCCUUUGGAGAUGAGCUGAAGCCACACCCCAAGUUGGAAGCAGCCACCAAAGCCCUAGGAGGGGAAGGCUGGGAGAAGCUAUCAUUGGUGCCCUCCUCUGCCCGCCUGCAUUAUGGCACAGAUCCUUGCACUGGUCAACCUUUCAGAUUCCCUCUGGUCUCCGUCCGAAACGUCUACCUCUUCCCAGGCAUUCCAGAGCUGCUGCGGCGGGUGCUGGAGGGGAUGAAGGGACUAUUCCAAAACCCAGCUGUUCAGUUCCACUCAAAGGAGCUAUAUGUGGCUGCUGAUGAAGCCUCCAUCGCCCCCAUUCUGGCUGAGGCCCAGGCCCACUUUGGACGUAGGCUUGGCCUGGGUUCCUACCCUGACUGGGGCAGCAACUACUAUCAGGUGAAGCUGACUCUAGACUCAGAGGAAGAAGGACCCCUGGAGGAAUGCUUGGCCUACCUGACUGCCCGUUUGCCCCAGGGAUCGCUGGUCCCCUACAUGCCCAACGCUGUGGAGCAGGCCAGUGAGGCUGUAUACAAACUCGCUGAAUCAGGGUCUUCUUUGGGGAAAAAGGUGGCAGGUGCCCUACAGACCAUUGAGACCUCCCUGGCUCAGUACAGCCUCACCCAGCUCUGUGUGGGCUUCAACGGGGGCAAAGACUGCACUGCCCUCCUGCACCUCUUCCAUGCAGCUGUGCAGAGGAAAUUACCUGAUGUUCCAAACCCCCUCCAGAUCCUGUAUAUCCGCAGCAUCUCCCCUUUCCCUGAGCUGGAACAGUUUCUACAGGACACUAUCAAGAGGUAUAAUCUGCAGAUGUUGGAAGCUGAGGGCAGCAUGAAGCAGGCCCUGGGUGAACUGCAGGCACGGCACCCCCAGCUGGAGGCUGUCCUUAUGGGCACCCGCCGGACUGACCCCUACUCCUGUAGCCUCUGCCCUUUCAGCCCCACUGACCCAGGCUGGCCCGCAUUCAUGCGCAUCAACCCACUGCUGGACUGGACCUACAGAGACAUCUGGGAUUUUCUGCGUCAGCUGUUUGUCCCAUACUGUAUCCUGUAUGACCGAGGAUACACAUCACUGGGGAGUCGGGAGAAUACCGUGCGGAACCCGGCCCUGAAGUGCCUGAGCCCAGGAGGACACCCCACAUACCGUCCAGCCUAUCUACUGGAGAACGAAGAAGAGGAGCGGAACUCCCGCACAUGACCUCCCACCCUAGGAGGGAGGGAAGGACACCGUCCUAGGGUAUAACCUGGCAAUAAACCGUGCCUCUCACUGUG